This is a messenger RNA of Pungitius pungitius (ninespine stickleback), 4747 nucleotides long. It is a transcript of the gene usp8, whose product is annotated as ubiquitin specific peptidase 8. The coding region runs from base 251 to 3496 and encodes 1081 amino acids. Gene Ontology annotation, cellular component: cytosol; midbody; postsynaptic density. Gene Ontology annotation, biological process: protein K63-linked deubiquitination; endosome organization; Ras protein signal transduction. The transcript has 19 exons. Gene Ontology annotation, molecular function: cysteine-type deubiquitinase activity. Lineage: Eukaryota; Metazoa; Chordata; Actinopteri; Perciformes; Gasterosteidae. The record is from RefSeq and is a predicted model, not a curated record.
CUGGUGAUUAAGAACGAGAGAAAGUGGUCAGUGAAGCAGAAGGAUUGUCUCCAGGAGGCGGCAGCACGGCAACACGAAGGAUACCAGCUGCCGUAAAACGACAGAGAAGAAGAAGAAAAAGAAGAAGCAUCAGAAGAAGAAGAGGAGGCGGAACAAGAAAUCAGCUGUCCAAGAAGUUAGCCAAAGUGUAAGCAAAGGAAGAGGUAUGUUCGCGUCGUGUCUGCAGCACUGACCGAGCACCACCGCAGAGAUGCCCGCCGUGUCCACCGGGGUCAAAGAGCUGUACCUGUCCACAUCUCUGGGUGAACUCAAUAGAAAGGCUGAGAUUAAACCCGACAAGACCCACACCAGAAGCUAUGUUCAGAGUUCCUGCAAAAUCUUCAAGGCGGCAGAGGAGUGUCGUCUGGACAGAGAUGAGGAGAAGGCUUAUGUGCUGUACAUGAAGUAUUUAACAGUUUAUGAAAUUAUCAAGGAAAGACCAGACUUCAAACAACAAAUGGAGUAUUACAUGACCAUACUUGGACCAAACAGCUUUAAGAAAGCCAUUGAAGAAGCCGAGAAGCUCUCUAAAAGCCUUAAACUCAGGUAUGAGGAAGUUGAGGUUAGAAAAAAACUUGAGGAAAUGGAGAGACAAGAGGAGAAGAAAAGGAGGGAGGAAAUGACAGAGAAAGAUGGUGGCCGAAGCUCUCCCAAAGUGUCAUCAGUAAGCAAGAAGGACAGCAAGAAGGUGAAAGGGCAACAAAAUGAACUCAAGAAUGCACCUUCAAAAGCUGAAGUGCUGGCUGGCGGGAUUUCGGCUGAGCGGCUUUUCCACAUGAUGAAGGACCAGACAAUAACAAUAAUUGUCAUGGACGCCCGCAGCCACAAUGACUUUGAGGAGUCUCACAUUCAGGUCCCAGGCCAGACCUGUUUCAGUGUGCCUGAGGAGGCCAUAAGCCCAGGAAUAAUUGUGAAUCAGAUUGAGGCGAAGCUGCCUGAAGCGUCAAAAGAGCAUUGGAAAAGACGGGCAUUCAUCGAUUAUAUAGUCCUUCUGGACUGGUUCAGUUCUGUCACCGACCUUACACUUGGCACCACCUUGCAGAGCCUCAAGGAUGCCCUCUACAAGUGGGACAACAUCACAAUCCUGCGUAGUGAGCCGCUGGUGCUGGAGGGAGGCUACGAGAACUGGCUGUUGUUUUACCCAAUGUACACAACCAAUGCUAAAGUCCGCCCCCCCAGACAGAAUAUAAUCAGCUCCAUCCCUCAUUUGAACUUUAGCUACCCAUCCCUUGAGGAACCAAAGCCUCCGGUCCCACCUGAACCAGAGCCUGAGGUGAUACUCAAGCCACAAGAACCCACAGCUCCUGUGCUGGUGAACGGAGUUAAACCAGCAGAAUCCCCCACAUCGUACACUUCCAAGGUUACCGACAGGCUGCCAGGUGCUGUGGAUUGCACCGUUCCUGGCGACAUACAUUCUGGGCAAGAUCUCAGUGAGAAGGGCACCACAGCAGGCACGUUCACCCCAUUACCUGCAACAUCCAAGGCCUUUCCCCAGUUUGACCGUACCAAGAAACCCUCUGUCCUUGUGUCAAACGAUCCCAAGCCCAGCCAGAACGGGUUAGCAAAGGACUCCUUGCCAAAUGGCCCGCUUGCCCCUGAUCGCUCAGUGAAACCGUCGCUCCUCGCAAACGCUUCUCUCUCUAAAGAAGAACAAAGCCAGAUACACUCUGAGGCGGUGGCAGUGAUGGAGAAGGCGAAGCAAGAGCAGGAGAAACGCAACCAGGAGCGCCGUGUAGAGGAUGAGCGACGGGAGAAGGAAAGGCUGGAAAGAGAGAAAAGUGAAAAGAGGAGGAAGGAAGAUGAGGAGACAGGACCUCAGGAGAAAAAGAAACUGGAAAGGCAGAAGGCCGAAGAAGAGGAAGAUAAAGAGAAGAGGUUGUGGGACGGGAAAGAGAGGAGGGGUAAGGAGCAGAACUCAGACACUCCCAAGAGUAUGUCCCUGGACUGUCCUCCUCCCAACCAUAUUGUUAAUGACAUCAAGAGGGAGCCUCUGACCCGAGCGAGGAGCGAGGAGAUGGGCAGGAGCGUACCAGGCCUUCCAGUUGGUUGGAUGAAGUUUCUUGAUACAGUGACAGGGACCUACCGAUACUACCAUUCCCCUACCAACCGCGUCCACCUGUACCCUCCUGAGGUCACUGUACCCCAGACCCCGCCCUCCACGCCACCGACAGUCAAACAGAAACCAACGCGACUGGCGGAGCCAGACACCAGCCAAGAACAAGAGCGGGAACAGUCUAAGCUGAAACGGUCCUACUCCUCCCCUGAUAUCAGCCAGGACUUGAGAGAAGAGGCCCAGAUGAAGGCUGCCAUGCCGACCACUGCUGCUGUCAUACCCACCAUCAACAGGGAGACUAAACCGCUUAAUAAAGUCUACUCUAAAGUGGAGAUUGUGCGGCCAUCAGCUGCUAAAAUUCGCAACCUGAAUCCUUCAUUUGGAGGUCUGGGUGCAUCACUCACUGGCCUUCGUAACAUGGGCAACACCUGCUACAUGAACUCCAUCCUGCAGUGUCUAUGUAACACUCCGGGCAUGGCUGAGUACUUCAACAACAAUUACUACCUGGAGGACAUCAACAGACACAACAUACUGGGCCAUAAAGGGGAGGUGGCGGAGGAGUUUGGUGUGAUCAUGAAGGCCCUGUGGGCUGGCCUGUACAAGUGCAUCAGUCCGCGGGACUUCAAAAUCACCAUAGGCAAGAUCAAUGACCAGUUUGCUGGUUGUGACCAGCAAGACUCCCAGGAGCUGCUGCUGUUCCUUAUGGAUGGGCUCCAUGAGGACCUCAACAAGGCGGACAACAGGAAGCGCUACAAGGAGGAGGAAAACGACCACCUGGAUGAUCAGACAGCAGCCGACUUGGCCUGGAGCAAACACAAGCUGCUGAACGAGUCCAUCAUUGUAGCCCUGUUCCAGGGGCAGUUCAAGUCCACCGUGCAGUGUCUGACCUGCCACCGCAAGUCUCGGACAUUUGAGACCUUCAUGUACUUGUCACUGCCUCUGGCCUCCACCAGCAAGUGUUCCCUGCAGGAUUGUCUGAGGCUGUUCUCCAAAGAAGAGAAGCUGACCGACAACAACAAGGUGUUCUGCAGACACUGCAAAGCCCACAGAGAUUCCACCAAGAAACUGGAGAUCUGGAAGGUCCCACCCAUCGUCCUGGUGCACUUAAAACGGUUUUCCUAUGAGGGCAGAUGGAAGCAGAAGCUGCAGACCUACGUGGACUUCUCUCUAGAGACUCUGGACCUGGGCCAGUACGUCAUUGGACCAAAGCAGACAUUGAAGAAAUACUCCCUAUAUGGAGUGUCUAACCACUACGGCGGUCUAGAUGGUGGCCACUACACUGCCUUCUGUAAGAAUGCACUCAAACAGCGCUGGUACAAGUUUGAUGACCACGAGGUGACCGAGAUCUCCACCCCCACCGUCAAGUCCUCCGCAGCCUACAUCCUGUUUUACUCGGCCCUGUGACGGAGCCGUCGGACACCAAGAGAGAGUAACACAGCAGAGCAGUGACGCUCAAGCCUCGAGGUUGAUACUUUUUUUCCUGUAAAAUCACAGCUCUGAGGACCCGGUGCAGAUAAACCAGUCGUGUACAAGCACACAGGGGUGCGUCAGAUCAUGGAAAUGUGUGGACACACAAUGCUUCAGCUACUAGAGGACCUUAUACCUGUCUAAAACAUGCCGCCUGCUCAUAUUACUGAUCAUCUAGUGACUAAACAGAUGCUCCUGUUACUGAUUCUCGAUGGUUUAGUUGUAAGGCUGACAGCCGGCUAAGAUGCUCUUCGGCCUCGGUGCUGUUGCACUUGACGUGGACAGCUGAUCAGCUGCCUUGUGCGGUGUCAACAGUUAGACGCCAUUUUCAUACUUACCAAUGCUGAUGUUGCACAUUCAAAAAUGUAAAUACUGGAGGGUGAGGUGUUUCUGUUAAGUGACCAAAUUAGGUUGUUUCUUUUUCUUUAUAGUAGCAUACAUCAUAGUAUCAACAUAUUCCCAAUGACAAACUGUUUUAGGGGUUUAACUCUAUAGCCUUUUGAUGUUUAACUUGAUCUGAAAGGGGUUCGAGGAGACUUCUGCAUUUAGAGAGGAGGGACUUGAGAUUGUUGCUUGUUCGUAUUAGCCACAUUGUUGCACUUACACAUUAUGCAAUCAAUUUAUGUUGUCUUUGUGAAACACCGUUUGGCAGCAGACAUUAAUACUCAGAACGCUUUAAAACACUGAUGCCGAGUCGUUUUUUUGCUUUGUCCGAGCAGUGAGAAAAAGCUGCUUUUAUAAACUGUUGUAGAAUGUGUUCUGUUAAACAUACGUAACUUUUUACAUUAUAUUCAAACCCCAACAAUAUUUAGAGGACAAAUUACUGGGAUAACUUGGCGCCCUUCUCGGCUUACUGGUUAUGAACGUUUCUGUGAGGCUGUCAUUUAGAUUCAUCUGAUUUUUGUUCAGUACUCGCCUGGGAGAAUAUGAAGAUUUGACCUCACACAAGGGCAUUUGCUGUCUGACAAAGUGCACCGAUGUAUCUUGUGAAUGGACCAGAGAUCUGAGGUGAUGGGUUUGACUUCCAGAGAAGUAGAAGUUUUAUCACCAAGCAUGAGAUCAUGUUCUGUUUUCUUUUUACUUAUGCGUGUUGAUUUUAUUUCUUUAUGCUCUAAAACAAUUUCAGAUAUAACAAUUAUAUUAACCUCAAACAACUCGUGAAUAUUUAUUAAAACUGCUUCAAAUAAC